Molecule: messenger RNA, 1258 nt
Organism: Phycodurus eques (leafy seadragon)
Lineage: Eukaryota; Metazoa; Chordata; Actinopteri; Syngnathiformes; Syngnathidae
Product: histone H3.3A
Exons: 4
Coding region: 130-540 (136 amino acids)
Cellular component (GO): nucleosome
Molecular function (GO): structural constituent of chromatin; protein heterodimerization activity; DNA binding
Source: RefSeq, a predicted model, not a curated record
UAUUCUUUUUCCUUUUUUCCCUCCCUUCAUUUUGUAGCGACAACAACGCGUAAGAGACUCAAGAAAUUAAAUCCCUAUUGGAAGCUGCAAUUUCUCACUCACAUUUCAAAGCUUUGAUCUACAGUUGCAAUGGCUCGUACAAAGCAGACUGCCCGUAAAUCCACUGGAGGCAAAGCUCCACGAAAGCAGCUGGCUACAAAGGCUGCCCGUAAGAGCGCCCCUUCCACCGGAGGGGUUAAAAAGCCUCAUCGCUACAGGCCUGGUACCGUGGCUCUGCGUGAGAUCCGUCGUUACCAGAAGUCCACCGAGCUUUUGAUUCGCAAGCUGCCGUUCCAGCGCUUGGUGAGAGAAAUCGCGCAGGACUUCAAGACAGAUCUGCGUUUCCAGAGUGCAGCCAUCGGCGCUCUGCAGGAGGCCAGCGAGGCCUAUCUGGUGGGUCUGUUUGAGGACACCAACCUGUGUGCCAUCCAUGCCAAGCGUGUCACCAUCAUGCCCAAAGACAUCCAGCUGGCACGUCGCAUCCGUGGGGAGCGCGCCUAAUUAUUAUUUUUUUCUGUCUUAUGAAAUGCUCUUCUCUUAUCCCGUCACUAUCCUUUCCUUCUCCCUACAUAGAUAGUAGUUUGGUUUGAGGUUCUCUAUAUAUCAUGACUGUGAUAACCGUAAAUGUGUGAUUAUGUCUUGGUUGGUGCUACAAGUAGAAGAAUUUCUUUAGAUAUAUAUCAUUUAAGUUUGAAACUUUACCCUUCUCACUUUAGCUAUCGCUAUGAAUAAGGUGUUUUUGCUACCCAUGACUAGUGUGUAAUCUGGAAUGAGUUUAGUACAUAGCGUUAAAACAUUUUCAUCUUCCAACGGACACAUUCGUUGUUAUAAUGGGUCUUCUGGGUUUUUUUUGGUCAUUUUACAGUAGACAUUUAUUUUAAACAGUCAGUUCUCUUUUUUACAACAGUGGUGUUUAAUAUUGUAUCCGAAUCCAAAUGCUUUAUUCUGGUUGUCAAUUUCAAAUGUCACUGCACUAUAAUGACUCUGCAUGGUUUGACACACAAAAGCGGCAUAUAUGUAGCAGACAUAAUUAGAUUUUACGCUUGGUUUUCACCACAUUAUUAUGUUCAAGCAAUGUUAUGAUUUUUGGUUUCUCUCUCAGGUCGAUAACCUAUUUUUUUCUACUGUUUUUGAUUUGUGUUUUUGGUCAUUUUGAAGGCUAAAACAUUUGUACUCCAAAAUUCACAUACAAACAACAAUAAAACUAAUUGUGGUUAAA